Molecule: messenger RNA, 1190 nt
Organism: Argentina anserina (silverweed cinquefoil)
Lineage: Eukaryota; Viridiplantae; Streptophyta; Magnoliopsida; Rosales; Rosaceae
Product: protein BUD31 homolog 1-like
Exons: 5
Coding region: 316-753 (145 amino acids)
Biological process (GO): mRNA splicing, via spliceosome
Cellular component (GO): spliceosomal complex; nucleus
Source: RefSeq, a predicted model, not a curated record
UAAGAACGUUUCUGCGGAACAAUUUGAUACAUUUAACAAGACGAUUAAGUGUUGAAUUUCAGAUUUAUCUCAGUAUCACUCGCCUCUCACUGUCUCAGUUCAUCGGUGAUGCCCUUAUCCCAUCUUGGUUAACAACACGUCUCAGUCCUCACCCGGAAGCUCGCGAAUCCUAACUCUAAACUCUAUACCGAAGAAACCCAGAAAACAAAAUGAGCCCUUAAUCUUUUCAAUUGAAUCGUCAGUCUCACAGAGACCACACCAGGGAGGUUCUUCAUCACUUUGAUCGAGUGAAAGAAGUUGAGCAAGAGGUAGAACAUGCCCAAGGUAAAGACUAAUCGUGUCUACUACCCGGAAGGCUGGGAACUGAUCGAGCCUACUCUACGUGAACUGCAAGCAAAGAUGAGAGAAGCUGAGAAUGAUACUGAUGAUGGUAAGAGAAAAUGUGAAACAUUAUGGCCCAUUUUCAAAAUAGCACAUCAAAAGAGCCGCUAUAUCUUUGAUCUUUACCAUCGGAGAAAUGAAAUUUCCAAGGAAUUGUAUGAAUUCUGCCUAGACCAAGGUUAUGCUGACGGCAAUCUGAUUGCAAAGUGGAAGAAGCCUGGUUAUGAACGCCUCUGCUGUUUGAGGUGCAUGCAGCCUCGGGAUCACAACUUCGCCACCACAUGCGUCUGCCGAGUGCCCAAGCAUCUAAGGGAGGAGAAGGUCAUAGAGUGUGUGCAUUGUGGCUGCAGGGGCUGUGCCAGUGGAGAUUGAUUUCUGGUCUCUUCUUCAAACUUAAAUCCUUUUGUCUAGACUAUCCUUGGUAUGAUGUAUGCCUUUAACAGACCUUGAACCUUUUCAAGCUGGGACUUGUAUUAGUAUGUCUUCGGUCUUCUCUUGCAAGAUCAAAUUGUUGUGAUAUUUAACUAACUGCAACUUGAAAGCUAAAAAAAAGUAUGACUUGCAUGAUUUGAUUUGUUUGUCAUGGGUUUGCUUAUUGAUUAUUUUGUUUGAAUACAUGUGGAUCCUUUUUGUUUUCUCGUCAGAUUGUUAGCGAAAUUGGUAGUACGUUAAUGUACCGAUAUGCCAAGUAGACUGUAGACUAAUUUGAUUCAGAAACGGAUUGAUUUCAUUUACUGGUAGAUGAGCUUGAAACCAUGUAGAACCAAGUAUGCUGGAUAGAACUCCCAUUUUAAGAUUCAGUCGUUCAG